Molecule: messenger RNA, 1917 nt
Organism: Penicillium cataractarum
Lineage: Eukaryota; Fungi; Ascomycota; Eurotiomycetes; Eurotiales; Aspergillaceae
Exons: 4
Coding region: 1-1917 (638 amino acids)
Molecular function (GO): protein binding
Source: RefSeq, a predicted model, not a curated record
AUGCUCGAGGCACUUCCAUAUGAACUUCUGUUCAGCAUUGCAGAGUGGCUUCCACCACAAGCGAUUCGUUCCUUAAGUCGAGUUUCUUCUAAGCUCUACUCAACUCUGAUUCCCCUGGCUUACCGUUCAGUCACGUUCCGUGCUGCUAGUGAGUGGGCGCUAAAUGUACUCGACGUUGAUUCAUUCUUCAAUUUGCAUCAAGAUUUACAAGAAUGUUGCCAUCUUCUCCAUACAAAAAACUUGAGUUUUGUUGCUCCCAUUCACGUGGCCAGAUUCAACCGUUGUACUUAUUUCAAUGUUUUCCGCACAAUGGGGCUGAGACAAUCUCUCAGCACUCUUGGCACUUCCAAUGAGACAAAAGCACAUGAGCAAUUUUUAGACGACAUCUCACGCCAGAUCAAAGUUGCCCUAGCACACCUAAAACCGCACAAUCUCCGUUCCUUUCAGUGGCGUCUAGGCACAUGCAUACCUGCUGGCUUCUUGGAUACUGGAGGAUUAAUUAACCGGCAACAGAAUUGUCUGACACAUCUGGUAUUGGUAACGGAUGGAUCUUGUCCUCAUGCUGGUGGCUGUUUAGAGGGCCUCCAUGAGUUGACAUUCCUCGAAUCGUUAGAAUGGGAGGGUGUUCAACAUCCAGCAGAGAUCGAUUCCCUACGAAGAUGCGUUCGUCAGAACAGCCCACACUUGACCAACUUGUCCAUCGGUUUCGCCGUACAUGUGGCCAACAUUGACUUUUAUCGCGAUAUCCUUGGGUUGCCAGCACCUAAUCUGGUGCCGCUUGGCGAGACAUUAUCUGAUCCGUCGGCAAAUUAUCCAUUCCUACAGUCACUGAGCCUGUCGAAAGCCCCUUUGCCCCUAAAGCUACGACAGAACUACGAAUUGCUAUUUUGCUCUCUGAAGUCACUUACACUUCAUGGAUGUGCAAACGAGCUGGAAUUCUUAAAGUGUUUAUCCCAUUCACACAAUCGGGUGCGCCUUGUUCGGUUUGAAUUCUGUAGUGACAGUUUGCUUCAUGAAGUCAAUGAAAGCCGCGACGUGAAUCUGAAACCGUUGACAGACUUCCUGCUUUCCUUUCAAGGUCUCAGAUACUUGCAUCUCAAGCUAUCAAACUUUUCUAACGAGUCUCAUAUUCAAACCGCAAUUGCCCAUCAUCACUCUACACUGGAAAGCCUCGCUUAUCAUCAACGCCAACUUGUGUCCGUCGGCGAAGAAGGCUUAUUUGAAGAAACUCGAGAUUACUCCGCAGGUUGGAUUCUUCAGCUUCCAAAGACCGUUGACACAAAACAAAUAAUUGCAUUAGCGCUGAAUGCUCCCAUUUCGUUUGUGGAACAGCAAUCAAAACUUGAGCCCGUAGCCAGUGUUUCAACGCUGCGUAUUCUGCAUUUCCGUUUCAGUGGUUCCGAGCUAUACCACAGGAAUAUCCAAAACGAAGUUAUUGUUCGACUGAGUCAAAAACAACCCCGGUGCCCGGAUUGCCGUUUCCAAACCGAUAUUCGCGAAGCCCACUCCUGCUCUAUAAUAGAGAGUAAUUAUGCCACCCGCAUAAUGUGCGAGUCCCAUGAGCCGGAUGUAACAUCUACAUCAUCUCCUCUGUGUACGGUGGCAGAUGAGUUCAUCCACUUCGCCGAAUGGGCAUUUGGCCCGACAGGUUUGCCCAACUUGCGCGUCUUGGCCUUCGGAGACUUUUCAUUUGGAAGCCGGUACGAAAACCAGCAAUGCUUAUUUCGUCGAAGACCUGUCAGCAAAGGUGAAGGACCCCGAGCCGAUGGGGAUGGAGGAUGCCGUUGCUGGGCGGGCAGGUAUUUCUGCAUUGCGAGCGGCACAGACCCCCUCCUUUGGAAUGACAUUAAGAUGGAUGAAAUUAAUUUUCUAUCCGUUUGCCCGGAGAAUAGUCUAAUGGAAUCACCCUAUGAAUGA